AUGUCAGCAGCAGGCGGACAAGGGCCACAGCAGAUGGCACCACAGUCCGGGCCGCCCUAUGCUCCCACGACAGCCCUGCUGGGUGGGCACCCCACCGUGCCCCUCGACGACCCCAUCUGCGCAUGCCUCUUGCUGUUGUUCAUCGCAGGCGCCGCGACGCACUUGACCAUCUUCAGGAUCAAUCGCAAGCGGGAUCAUAAGUUUGUUUUCUCUGCCUUACUUUUUGGUUUCUGCAUGGCGCGCAUCACGACGCUCGUCCUGCGCAUCGUCUGGGCCUCGCGGCCGCGCAACGUGGACAUCGCUAUCGCAGCGAACAUCUUCGUCCAGGCCGGCGUCCUGCUUCUUUUCAUUAUCAACCUUAUCUUCGCCCAGCGCAUCGUCAGGUCGUACCACCCGAGGCUCGGGUGGUCGCGGGGCCUGGGCCUGGCCUUCAAGUUCCUGUACUUCUGCGUCGCGGCGUGCUUGAUCAUGGUCAUCACCGCGACCGUCGACUCCUUCUUCACCCUGGACAAGAACACGCGCAGGAUCGACCGCGACAUCCAGCUCGUCGCCGGCACGUUCCUCACCCUCCUCGCCUUCCUCCCCAUCCCCGUCACGCUCCUGGCCGUCGUCGCGCCGCGUGCCCACCGGCCCGAGAAGUUCGGCCAGGGCCGCCAGCGCACCAAGAUCUGGCUGCUCCUCUUCACCUCCGUCAUCCUGACCCUCGGCGCGGGCUUCCGCAUCGGCGUCAACUUCACCACGCCGCGGCCGGCCAACAACCCGGCGUGGUUCCACUCCAAGGCGUGCUUCUACUGCUUCAACUUUGUGAUCGAGCUGGCGGUGGUCUACGCCUACGCCAUCGCGCGGUUCGACAGGCGCUACCACGUCCCUGACGGCAGCAACGGACCUGGUCACUACUCUGGUGAAAGAGUAGGUGACAACAGGGGUUUGGGGAGGGGAGGACUUACCAUGAGCAACCUGUCUAUCAACAGAGAGAGUGACGUGUUUGGGGACGAGACCAUGAUCAACAGCCCGGCCGAGCAGAGCAGGAGGCAGAGUGAGUGGGAGGCCAAGGCGAGGGAAGAGUUGGAGAAGGAGGCCGUGAGCGAUUCUGUCUAA
Molecule: messenger RNA, 1098 nt
Organism: Diaporthe amygdali
Lineage: Eukaryota; Fungi; Ascomycota; Sordariomycetes; Diaporthales; Diaporthaceae
Exons: 2
Coding region: 1-1098 (365 amino acids)
Source: RefSeq, a predicted model, not a curated record